AUGAGACUAACAUCGUCACUGUCAUUUGUGACCCUCCUUCUCCAUCUGCACCAUAAUGAUGUCCUUUCAAAAUGCACUCUUGGAAAAGACGAGUUACUUAUCAUGAAUCUAAAGUCUAGUUACCUUUUUUUAGGAGAAAUAACAGUGCUAAUGGUCGGUCUCGGACAAAAAGCAUCUUUCAUUACUAACGCUCGUCCCCCUUUGCCGUCUGCUUUCCUGCUUCCUACGCCAAGCACACCAGCGACAACCACCUCCAGCACCGCCCUACGCUACCGCCGCCCUUCUCCCACCUUGACCCUCCGUCAGCGACAGCCAUCUAUCGGUUUUCAUGAAAAUGGCAAAAUCAAAGCAGAAGCAACCUCCAAACGACUUCGAGGAAUGUGUACAAGACGGUUGGGUGGCAGUCCAUUACAGCCAAUAGCCAUCCAAGAAGUUGACGAUCAUAUUGCACCUUCACAGCCUGAUCCACCCAUGCCAUUGCCAUUAGUCAACACAAAACCCAUCACGACACUUUCCAGCCCACGAAAGUUGAUGAACCAUAGGGGUAAAUUAGUAAACUCACAUUACAAGAUCCCGAAACCAAGAAAAUAUUGUGGGAAUUUGGUGAAUGGACACAUGUUGGUGAAUACAAAGAUGAGGGCUUUGAAUCUUGAGAGAAAGCUUAAGAGAGCAGGUGGGCUCAACAGUUGGCUUGUGUCUUUGGGACUCGGUCAAUUUGUCAAGAUUUUUAGGUGCAAACGUGUUGGCAAGAUGCAAUUGGUCAAUCUCACCAUGAAGAAGCUCAAAGAUAUGGGUGCAGUUGCAGUUGGACCUAGAAGAAAAUUAAUGCAUGCUAUUGAUUGCCUUUGGUAA
This is a messenger RNA of Lactuca saligna, 852 nucleotides long. The record is from the annotation of a GenBank genome assembly. NCBI's taxonomy places the organism in Eukaryota, Viridiplantae, Streptophyta, Magnoliopsida, Asterales, Asteraceae.